Messenger RNA from Mya arenaria, 3177 nucleotides. RefSeq lists its product as uncharacterized. Lineage: Eukaryota; Metazoa; Mollusca; Bivalvia; Myida; Myidae. Bases 315 to 2162 code for a protein of 615 amino acids. The transcript has 3 exons. Gene Ontology annotation, molecular function: zinc ion binding. The record is from RefSeq and is a predicted model, not a curated record.
UGCCUCUCUACACGCGAGUGGAGGUUCCGGAAAACUUCAAUUUGCGCAUUUGCCAUACGACUAGCAUUUUCAUACACGUCCGAGGGAUAGUGGGGACUUUCGUCCAGCCAAGCCCGGGUAAACUGCUGGUUAAAUCACUGCCAAAUGCCCUCCCACCCCAGGGACCCUAGAGCAAGUUCAUAAAGACGUAGCAUGCAGACUGACAGUACACAAGAUUUAGCCAAAAGAAGAUCGUUUUUAUAAAGAAAGCAUAACACUUGAACAAACAUAUCCUGGUUCAAUAGAAUAACUCCGUUAUAAACAGGGUGCGAAUAAUGGCUACUGCCAGAACACAUGCGAAUGAUUCUCGAAAGAAAUCAAAAGUCUGUGAACCAAAUCCUUUAAAGCAACCAAACAACUAUUGCGACCCAUGCAAAUUUGAUGAUGCCCUUGAAAUUGCUAGAGGAUUCUGUAUUGCCUGUUGUGAAUAUCUCUGUAAAUGUUGCUGUAGGGAGCACAAUAAACACAAGGCGACUCGGGAUCACGCUGUGUUGGCGGAUCAGGAGUUUCCAGAGGACAUAUCUCCAUUUUUAGCAAUCAAAAAACUUAUGAGAUGCAGCAUCCAUACAGAUGAAGAAGUUACACACGAAUGUGCUGAUCAUAACUGCUUGAUAUGUGUCACCUGUAUCACAGAAAGUCAUCGACAGUGUGGCGAAGUUAAGAAAUUAGGUUCUAAAAACAGCAAGGAUACUAAUGGCUCUAAUUUAAAGAAGAUUUCUUCACUUCAGAUGAAGACAAUGAAUUAUAAGCUGCGAUCAGAAUGCGCUAUCCUGUGCUAUUUGGCGGAAAAGGAAACAACUGACAUUGAAGACAGAGAAUUUAAAUCCAAAAUAAUAAAACAGAUGGAGAAGAUUAUUGCCGACUUGCAAAAGAAACUGUGGGUUUCGUCUGAUUACGAAUUAUCCAAGAUUUCAGAGGCUGCAUCUAAUUGCAAACUGAUUGAAAACGAGCUUAAUGAUCUUCAGAACAUGGCCAAUAUCAUGGCUGAACAUGGUUCAAAGGCAGAAAGGGCAAUUGUAUCAAAACAUGUUGGCAAAAAGGUAGAUGAUGUGGUCUCAAAAAUGGAACAAAUACACUUUAGAGUUGAGAAGCCUAUUGGAUUUCAUGAGCAUAUGCUUGAAAACAGCAGCGACGAUGUAUUAAACGGACAUGUGCUUGGUAAAUCGGACAAAAAUAAGAUGUGUUCCAACACGGUGAAGGCAUUUCAAGGAACAAUGAUCGUCAAGGUAAGAGACAACUUUCAGCAAAAGGAGCAAAUCAAAAAAGAGAAGUUACAACGCCCAUAUAUAAUGAGAGAAAUUGGCACCAAAAACACCCAUUAUAUAUUGAGUCCUACUGAUGAAUAUCAAUGUGAUAUCGUCGCUAUGAAUUUUGUUGGUGAUGAUAUGUUGUUGUUAGCCGACCAUUCAAACAGGAAACUGAAGUUGUUUGAUCGCCAAUUUUGUUGUAUUGAUGAAAUCAUUCUUCCUGACUGCCCAACCGAUAUGUGCACCAACUCGAGAGGGAUUUUUGUAUGCUUCUCAUCCCUUAGAUUCAUCCACAGGUACAAUAUAGAUUACAAGGUCAUUAUUCGGGAAUCAGCAAAAUUUGCUACACAUUACCAGGCUGUAAGCUUAGACUCAUUUGAUGAUGAAAGAAUUCUUGUUAUGUUCAUGCAGCAAAGCAGCUUUGAUGACCCCGUUAUACAGGUUCGUGCUGGCAGCACCAUCGAUGUAUCAUUUAGUUUUCCGGACGAGGCUCAAUUUGGACAUGUUGAGAAGGCAAAGAGAAUCUGUACGAUCUCGAAAUCAGCCUUUCUUUUAGCGGAAGAUCAAAGAGUAUCAAUGUAUGUACUUGAUACGGAUGACGAAGUACUUCAUGGAAGGGCAUGGUUCUACAGGUCACAUGUACGUACAUGUUUGCAGAAGGCUACCGGAAUGUUUGUAGAUAGCGAAGAAAAUGUUUAUGUGUGUGGAGAAGAAUCGAACAACGUGCACCAAGUUUCGUCAUAUGACUAUCGUAGCAAUCGUGUUCUUAUUUCGAAUAUCCACAGACCUGCAGCUAUCCUGGUGGAUGAACGUGGAGAUAGACUGAUUGUUGCAUGUCGUGAAGAUGGCCGUGUACAUGUGUUCGCUUUUGAAUAGCUGAUUGUUCUAUGGAACCGUUGUCUGACACUUGCUUACAGGGACAUAGACAAUGUUGAUGUCUAGUUUUUGAAUAGAAUAAAAAAGUAAGAUGUUUUAUUUUGUUAGCACCUAUACAUGUAUACAUGUUUGCAACUAUAAAUUCAAGAGUAUGAAACAAUUGUUUGUAAUUGUGGACAUGUUUAUUGACAAAAUAGGGGUAUAUCUUUGCGUUUGACUAGAUCAAUAUAUAUUACGUUUCAAGAUAUAUUUGUUUAGGUGUGGGAAUAUCUUAUCGAAGGAUGAUUCAAUUUAUCCCGGCAGUUCCGGUAUUCGCAUUGUAUUUUGCAUACUAGUAUGUUUAACGGAAUAUCAAGUGCUGUUUAGUCACAAAACACUUUUUUCCUCAGGAGUAAGCGAUAUCAGGCAAUAUCUACGCAUAUUUGUAUUUAAUUAGGAUUAAAAUUGAACUAAAUUUGAGCGGCAUUAUUCACAUAGUAUGUUUGGUUUAUAUGUACAUGUAUAACCACGCUUUUCAUUUUUAAACUGUAUAUGUAUGUAUUUCCAAGUAUCAGUGACACAGGCAGUGUUUAAGACGAAAUAGUCUAUUAUAAAUUGUUGUUUCUAAGCAUUUUGUAUGUUAAGAUAUUAUUAAGUAUUGUCAUUUGGUUAUUUUGUUUCUUCAACCUGUUGUUUGUGACGCAAUCUGCGAAAUUUGGUUACAGACGAAAAAGGCUAAACUUGAUACAUCUUGUUGCUAUUUUUUCAACAUGCUGACUAUUUAAGCUGGACAUUGGUUUUAUUUGAUUUGUAUCUUAGUUAAAUUAAAUUAAAAUUAAAACCAUUGUCACGCAUUAAAAAAAUCUUUCUGAAAAAAGUGAUUUCUCGUGUGACAUUCUCACCUGUGGCUUUAGUUUCGCAAAUUGCGUCACAAAUGAUGGUUGGUGUGUUGUAUAUUUUGUACUGAUAACUGAUUAUGAUAAUGGGGCCUAUAGGAAGCUACGCCCCAUGUGAUUGUGUGGCUAAAUUAACGUAA